GUUACAGUUCACUGCUAGUUGGUCACUUGUAGUUCGCGUUUUGAUUCUUCCCCUCUCGCGGGCUUUACAAAAGGAAUCCGUUAUUGAUGGAAACGUGAAUCCUGUGACAUAAAAUCAACCAGGAUCUGAACCAAUGAUGCUGGGUUCACCCACGUCUCCAAAGCCAGGAGUUAAUGCCCAAUUCUUACCUGGAUUUUUAAUGGGAGAUUUGCCAGCUCCAGUGACUCCACAGUCUCGAUCAAUUAGUGGACCCUCAGUAGGAAUAAUGGAAAUGAGGUCACCUUUACUUGCUGGUGGAUCACCACCACAACCAGUUGUACCAGCUCAUAAGGAUAAAAGUGGAGCUCCACCUGUUAGAAGUAUAUAUGAUGACAUUUCUAGCCCAGGACUUGGAUCAACACCUUUAACUUCAAGAAGACAGAUGAACAUUUCAGUAAUGCAGAGUCCUCUGGUUGGAGUUACAACUACUACCCCUGGAACAGGGCAAAGUAUGUUUAGUCCAGCAAAUAUUGGUCAACCACGGAAGACAACACUAUCCCCUGCCCAGCUGGAUCCUUUUUAUACUCAAGGAGAUUCUCUGACUUCAGAAGAUCACCUCGAUGACACUUGGGUGACUGUGUUUGGGUUUCCGCAAGCAUCUGCUUCCUAUAUAUUACUACAGUUUGCACAGUAUGGAAAUAUCUUAAAACACGUGAUGUCUAAUACAGGAAAUUGGAUGCAUAUUCGUUAUCAAUCUAAACUGCAGGCUCGGAAAGCCUUAAGCAAAGAUGGGAGAAUAUUUGGAGAAUCCAUCAUGAUUGGUGUAAAACCAUGUAUAGAUAAAAGUGUUAUGGAAAACAGUGACCGAUGUGCUUUGUCAUCUCCAUCUCUAGCCUUUACACCACCAAUCAAAACCUUAGGUACACCAUCACAACCGGGAAGCACUCCUAGAAUUUCUACUAUGAGACCUCUUGCUACAGCAUACAAAGCUUCUACUAGUGACUAUCAGGUUAUUUCUGACAGACAAACGCCAAAAAAAGAUGAAAGUCUUGUAUCCAAAGCAAUGGAGUACAUGUUCGGCUGGUAGUACAAUAAGAGCUAAGAACUCAAUUACCAAUGAGGUUGCUACACUGAAACCAGAAUUAGCAAAGUACUGCCAGUUUCCUUUGGUUAGUUGUAUAACCACACUUGGCAGUGUUGGAUACCCAUCUUACACUUCGUUUAGAAGCCUUUUUCUUUGAGGAUACAUCCUGUUUGUAGCUCGCACUUUAAAAGAUGCUUGAGAUACAUUUUGAAGAAAACUAAAGAUCUCUGUAGAUAGAUUUUUUGUGCUUUCUGUGAUAGUGCAUGCUUAAACACAAAAUUCUCAGCAUUGAUUAUAAUUAAAUAAUUGAAUUUGUGGCAAGGCUUUGUAGUCUUCAUGAGAAGGUGGGUGAAUUUCUUGAAGGAGAACUACAGCUGCUUCUACCAAGACACAAAGAUUAUACUUAACAAUUUGAAUUAUGGUUUUUAAUUUAGAUAUUAUUUAAUAUUUUAAUUGUGUAUGUCUUGUCAUGGAUUGUCAUCUUUAAGUAUUCAAAAAUCCAAACAUUCUUUUAAAAAAACCUACUACUAAAAUUUCUUGAUAAUAAAAUUUGUCAAUUAA
This is a messenger RNA of Sciurus carolinensis (gray squirrel), 1624 nucleotides long. RefSeq names its product nucleoporin 35 (gene Nup35). NCBI's taxonomy places the organism in Eukaryota, Metazoa, Chordata, Mammalia, Rodentia, Sciuridae. Gene Ontology annotation, molecular function: structural constituent of nuclear pore; single-stranded DNA binding; phospholipid binding. The record is from RefSeq and is a predicted model, not a curated record. Gene Ontology annotation, biological process: NLS-bearing protein import into nucleus; nuclear pore organization; regulation of DNA-templated transcription. Gene Ontology annotation, cellular component: nuclear membrane; nuclear pore nuclear basket; nuclear pore central transport channel. The transcript has 9 exons. The coding region runs from base 134 to 1066 and encodes 310 amino acids.